UUGAGAGGCGACGAUCCCAAAUCCGGCCUGCGCACAGCACGGACAAGAAAACAACCCCUUUGCCAGCACAUGGCCGGUACUACGACCCGACCGACUGCCCGAGAUCCAAGGCCCCCGCCGCGCCCCGCCUCGCCCCUGAUCUCUCCCGGGGGCGCGCGCCAACGGCACACGCACGUGGCCGGCGAGACGGAGCCGAUGGCCGCCGCUGACUCUGCCUCCUCCUCCUCCUCCCCGGAGUGCCCCGCCACCCCCUCCAGGCCCACGGACCCCGACUUCCUCAGCUGCGUCCUCCAGCCCACGACCCCCUCCUCCUCAUCCCGCCCCGACGCCGACUACGCCGCCCUCCGGCGCCUCCUCCUGCGCCGCAAGCCCUCCUCCGCCCUCCAGCACCGCAUGGAGUGGCGGUGCAACGGCAAGGGCUACGUCGCCUACCGCUACCUCCUACUCCGACGCAUCGACGGCGGCAGCGCCCACAGCACGCCCAGCAACAGUGGAAGGUGGGCUCCCUCUCCUGGCCCUGCUACAUUCUCUGAGGCAGACAGCUGGAGUUCUACCCGGGACUGGAGAAGUAAUAGUGGUGUGUUAAGCCACACCAUAAGUAUCAGCUCAAAGCAGAGUGAUCCUGAGCGCCAUGUCAGAUUCGCCGAGCCUGCAUACUCAUUUGUUGGAAUGCAUUGCAUCUUUGACAACUGCAAAGCCUCAGUUACGAUAUUGAAAUUUGGCCAUGCGAGUUCUGAUCUACUUGCGUAUGGUGCGGCAGAUGGCAGUUUGACAGUCUGCCAGGUUUCCGAGCCACCAUCUGUUCUUCAAAAAUUGACAGGACAUUCUAAAGAUAUCACAGAUUUUGAUUUUUCAUCUAAUAACCAGUACAUAGCUUCAUGCUCCAUGGAUAAAACUGUGCGAGUAUGGGAGAUCUCUAAAGGCACCUGUAUCAGGGUUGUAUAUGGAGUUUCUUCCCAGCUAUGCAUCUGCUUUCAUCCUGUGAAUAAUAAUUUGCUUCUAGUUGGCAACACAAACAGGGAAAUCAAUGCAAUAAAUUUUAGCACUGGGAGAGUAAUCAGCAAACUUACCUUUGAUGAUGCGAUUACAGCUUUGGAUAUUGAUCACACUGGGCAGCUUAUUUUCGCUGGUGAUGCACAGGGUUUCAUAUAUACUGUUAGUGUGAAUUCACAUACAGGGUCGUUAUCUAGAACUCACAAGAACAAGAGCAGUAAGAGCAAAUCUCCUAUUACUACCAUCCAGUAUCGCACCUUCUCUCUGGUAGCACGUUAUCCAGUACUUCUUUCUUGUGCACAAGAUGGAAACCUGUCUUUCUUCAGCAUUGCAACAGAUGCUAAGGGAUACUUGACCCUCAUAUGCUCCCUAAAAUUGGCCUCGCGAGUGCAGAGGAUCCGUGCUUGUUUCUGUCCGCUUCUUUCCCUUGAGAAAGGAGAGUUCAUAGUUACUGGUAGCGAGGACGCAAAUGUUUACUUCUAUGAUUUGGCACGCCCAAAGAACACAUGUGUGAAUAAACUACAGGGACAUGGUUCUCCAGUAAUUGGAGUGGCCUGGAAUCAUGGGGAAAAUUUGCUGGCCUCAUCCGAUUUGGACGGUACAGUUAUUGUAUGGAAGCGAGCAAAAACUAGUUAGAGUGAUUCCACAUCACGAAGAAUGCUUUAAUACAGCAAAAUUGUAGGUCCUGCUGGAUGGUUCCAGUAAAGGCAUUGUAUUUUGUACAUUGUACCUUCAUCAUAUUGUUUGUAACAUAACCACGAGGCUGGGGAAAGAAGAUUAACCGGCCUUGAUUGUAUUUACAGAAGUAUAUAGGUCUCCCAGUAGAGUGUAAAGCAUUUAUCCCGGUAUAUCAUGUAUCAUUCUUUAGGACUGUAUCUUUGUAUCAUUCAUGAUUUUGUCCUCCAAUUACAUAUCUUUUCAAGUCAAA
Messenger RNA from Phragmites australis (common reed), 1921 nucleotides. RefSeq lists its product as uncharacterized. The record is from RefSeq and is a predicted model, not a curated record. The coding region runs from base 70 to 1629 and encodes 519 amino acids. The transcript has 12 exons. Gene Ontology annotation, molecular function: promoter-specific chromatin binding; protein binding. Gene Ontology annotation, cellular component: nucleus. Lineage: Eukaryota; Viridiplantae; Streptophyta; Magnoliopsida; Poales; Poaceae.